GGCGUUGAAUAAUCAAGAAAGAAAGUUGUGUUAUUGUGUGAGUCAAACAGUGUCAAACUUGAAAGUUCUAUAUUGUUUUUAUUAGAAAAAAAUUGACUUAAUUCUUGAUAAAUCAUUUGUCAACAUAAAAAAAAAAAUCCUCAAUUAAAAAUAUAUUAUAAAUAAUAAUAAAAUAUUAAAAAUGAUGACACCAUCAGAUAUUGACAAUGAAGAUUUUGAUGUUAAAUCGAGUAAUGAUAAUUCGGCAAUUCUCGAGGUCAGUUCAAUUGCAACUGGUGCAAUUGUUAAACAAGAAUCUCGUGACCUAGAUUAUGUUAAUAAUUCAAAUUACAGUACAUCUGUUGAUGGCUCAAUGAUUGCUUCACCAUCAAUUGAUAGUUUUUCAACAUUACCUGAUCAAGAAACAUCUGAUUUUCCUGAUGACAAUAAAGAUUUACAAGUUAAAGUUGAUAAUCCACAGAAACAUCCUGAGACACUUGAAACUUUUAUUACGUUUCGCAUAACAACUAGGACAACAAGAGCAGAGUUUGAAGAAAGUGAAUAUGUUGUUCAAAGACGUUACAAUGAUUUUUUUUGGUUGCGACAAAAAUUGGUUGAUUUAUAUCCAUCUCACAUCAUUCCACCAAUGCCAGGUAAACACAGUUUAUUGGGACAACUUGAUAGAUACUCCAAAGAAUUUAUCAUUGCAAGAAUGAAACAAUUGCAUAUAUUUUUAAAUCGCAUUGUUAAUCAUCCAAUUCUCAGUUGUGAUAGAGAGUUCAGAGCUUUUUUAACAGCUAAACCAACUGAAUUUUCAGUUAUUCGUAAAAAUCGAGGAAAUGGUCUUGUUAAACAGACAGAUUCAUUGCAAAAUUUAGCUGGUACUUAUUCCUUAAAAAAUCGUAAUUUAGAAUUUGAACGUGUUAGAGAUUAUUGUAAUUCAUUGAAUGAAAAAUUAAAUCAUAUUGAUAAAAUUAAUUGUCGUAUUUACAGAGAACGUCAAGAUUAUGUAGCUGAACUUCAACAAUUUUAUCCAAUAUUUAAUCAGUGGUCAUUAUCAGAGCCAGAAUUAUCAUCGUUACUCACAAGUAUAUCAAAAGUUAUUGAGGAAAAUGUGGCUUCGAAUAAAAAACUUAAUGAAAAUGUACCUAAUGAUGAACGUGAAUAUGUUGCUUAUGUUGAAUCAGUUAAAGAUGCUUUAAAUCGACGUGAUACAAUGCAAAUUGAAUAUGAAUUAACUGCUGAUGAAUUAUCAAAAAGACGAUCGGAAAGAGAUCAGCUAGUGGAAUUGGCAAAUGGUACAACAAGAAGUCAAAGUUGGAGUGGUUCAAUAUGGAAAAGUGAAUCCCGUGAUGAAAAAUUAGAAAGACUAACUCAAACAGUUCCACGUUUAGCAAAACGUACUGAAAUACUUCAAGAUCGUCUUGAAUGUGCAAAUGAAAAUCUAAGAAGUGACAUUGAUCGUUGGACAGUUGAAAAACAAAGUGAUUUAAAAACCAUGCUAUUAACAAUGGCCGAUCGUCAAAUAAAACAUUAUCAAGACUGUAUGAACAAUUGGGAAGAUUUAUUAUCUGGUUUAAAAUUCAAUGAUCCAUCAGUUGACGUUAAAAACAUUGACAAAAAUAAAAUAACUGUAUAAAUACUAAAAAAAAAAAAAACAAUAGCAAUAAGCCACAAAAGCACAUCUCCAAUAAUAUUUGUUUCUAAAUGUUAAAUGUUUCCGCAUAAUAUAAAUCCUAAAACAAUAAAUAAUAAAUAUUUAAAACUUCAUAUAAAAAAAAAAAACUUUAAAUGGGACCAAAUUCGUCAAAUAUAAUUAUUAAAAAUUAAUAAUUGACAAUCAGCUGUAUAAUAAUUUAAGUACUUACUUUAAGCUAUUUAAAAAACAAAACGAAAUUAUUUCUAAUGCACAAUAAUUAUUUUAUCUCUACGAUAUAUUAUUUAUAAAAAAAAAAAAUAUAUCGCACACAAUGUGUUAAUGUUUAUGAAUAAAUAAAAAUUAUAUAUAUGUACAUGUAUAUGACAAUGAAUAAUUUAUU
This is a messenger RNA of Aphidius gifuensis, 2018 nucleotides long. RefSeq names its product sorting nexin-7-like. Gene Ontology annotation, molecular function: phosphatidylinositol binding. The coding region runs from base 182 to 1618 and encodes 478 amino acids. The transcript has 7 exons. Lineage: Eukaryota; Metazoa; Arthropoda; Insecta; Hymenoptera; Braconidae. The record is from RefSeq and is a predicted model, not a curated record.